CUCCGGCAGCUGCGCAAUUGCGGAGACUGGAUUCACCUGCCGAGUCGGAGGAGGGGCUCCGGGCGGCACAGUGCGCAGGCGCGAGCGUUCGGGGCUCGCGGCGCGCGGCGCUCGGUUGAAGCGGGAGUGAGUUCUGGUCGCGGAGACCCGGCAGCAGGCGAGCUAGCGGGUGACCGGGCGCCUCCUCUGCAGCCAUGGCAGCCCUGCGCUACGCGGGCCUGGACGACACGGACAGCGAGGACGAGCUGCCCCCGGGCUGGGAGCAGAGAACCACCAAGGACGGCUGGGUUUACUAUGCCAAUCACACGGAAGAGAAGACUCAGUGGGAACAUCCGAAAACCGGGAAAAGAAAGCGAAUAGCAGGAGAUUUGCCCUAUGGAUGGGAACAAGAAACUGAUGAGAAUGGACAAAUGUUUUUUGUCGACCACAUAAAUAAAAGAACUACCUACUUGGACCCAAGACUGGCAUUUACUGUGGACGAUAAUCCUACAAAGCCAACCACCAGACAGAGAUACGACAGCAGCACAACCGCCAUGGAAAUCCUCCAGGGCCGGGAUUUCAGUGGCAAAGUGGUCGUGGUUACCGGAGCGAAUUCGGGAAUAGGGUUUGAAACCGCCAAAACUUUCGCCCUCCAUGGUGCACAUGUGAUCCUGGCCUGCAGGAACAUGACAAGAGCCAAUGAAGCCGUGUCACGCAUUUUAGGAGAAUGGCAUAAAGCCAAGGUAGAAGCAAUGACCCUGGACCUCGCUCUGCUCCAUAGCGUGCAGCAUUUUGCUCAAGCGUUCAAGGCCAAGAAUGUGUCACUUCACGUGCUUGUGUGCAAUGCAGCCGUGUUCGCUCUCCCCUGGAGCCUCACGAAAGAUGGCCUGGAGACCACCUUCCAGGUGAACCACCUGGGCCACUUCUACCUCGUCCAGCUCCUCCAGGACGUCUUGUGCCGCUCAGCCCCUGCCCGGGUCGUCGUGGUUUCCUCCGAGUCCCAUAGAUUUACAGAUAUUAAUGAUUCCUCUGGAAAACUAGACUUUAGCCGCCUUUCUCCAUCGAAAAAUGACUACUGGGCCAUGCUGGCUUACAACCGGUCCAAACUCUGUAACAUCCUCUUCUCCAGCGAACUCCACCGCCGCCUGUCCCCGCGUGGGGUCACGUCGAACGCGGUGCACCCCGGGAACAUGAUGUACUCCUCCCUGCAUCGAGGCUGGUGGGUGUACACGCUGCUCUUCACCUUGGCCAGACCCUUCACCAAGUCCAUGGUAAGUGAACUGCCGCCGCCGCCGCCGCAGACACCUCCAGUGCGCCUUUACGGAAAGGGUCCUAGAGAAACCCAGGCACACGUGCCUUCUGCGCCUCUCACCUCUUGUGAGGCUGAGUCUGGUUUUGAUCAUCACAGCAUCAGGCUUAUUAGGGCUCUUGGACACAUUUCAGUGGGCUUUAGAUUGCAUCUGUUUCUCUGGAGGUGUCUUGGAGGGCCAGAGAGAAGAUGUGCUCUUUCAGUAUUGUGUUAAUAUGUGGCUGAACGUCUUCAUGGAGAUGAUUUGUUUGCUUUCGAUGUACUUUUUUUUGUUUCAGUAAGCACAGUCCUUCAAAACUGUGUUUUGUGUUAGUAGGUGAAUGACAUGGAUUCAUGCCUUUUGAAUUAUUAGCAGAUGUGAUUCCUUUGUUUCCAUUGAGAAUCUGUAUCUGUUGUUCUAAAUUCUUCUUUUAAUGGGUGUAAACCUUUCCUGGAAAAUCCUUUUGUUGGGCUACAGGUGCACUUUAUUCUUUACUUCUCCAAAGGUAAGUCCUUUUGGGUGAAUCACACGACUGUGGUUAGAUUUGGACAUGUUUGCAAAGGUAAGUGUGAAGUUCUUUCUGUUUUUGAUGGUCCUAUAACAACUGUAUCUGGAAACUUCUUCCCUGAAAGAAGUUUGAGGAGGAAGUCAUUUGAAUGAAGAAUGCACAUUUUUACACAACAUAUUUGGUAUGGUACUUUUCUAAAACACAGGCCUUUAAAAAAAUGUUUUCCUAUUUAGUGGACACCAGUAUUCCAGUUAACCAAACCUACCGUGUAAUCCUCAGAAACACCUUGGCUUUUAGGAGUAACAAAAGUCAAGUCAUUAACCUCCAAUGUUCUGGGCAAAUGAUCCCAUAGCCUCUGAAUACAGUCUGCUGCCUUCUCCUGCAGCCCUUCCCACCCACCCUCAUUGAGCUUCAUGUUUGUGGAUGGCUUUUAAAACUGCAAGGAAAAUCUUUUGACCUGCCUAGGAGAAAGUAAGUAAGUGCUUUUUUAAUCUUCAUCAACCAGAUGGUUCUUAUGCAAAGCAAAUAGGCUUAACCCAAGAGGUGAAUACUUAAAGAACAGAAGAAGUGGGAGAGUCUCUGGAGAGCAGUUCUCCAAGGCCAAGGCCGGUGGAAAACGAGAAAGCGUGUGUGUCCCAGGAUUCUGAAGCUUCCCCAUCGGCAGGCUGUCCAUGAUUGCGUGAGAGUAGCUUCUCCACGAGGACAUCUUUGACCAUGAUUUCCGCUCGUUGUCUUAAGUUAGGUCCUUCAGUAGAGAUGAUAAGGGAGAAUAUGGGCUUGGACUGGUGUCAGUGCCAUUGACAGUACCAUGGAUGAGUUGUUGUUCAAGUUUAUGCAGGGGGUGAGGAGUGGACAGCAUCCUUUCUCAUUUUCUGCUGGCCCUGUACCUUCAAGACCAACAGCCCAAUCAUCGCGUGUGAUUUGUAAUCUCUGGCUCUUGAAUUUUCUCACUUGUGAUUGAUCAUUGGUGGGAGCCAAGGAACUCCUUUAUGUGACAUCAGAGUCUUGCUUUUUCUUCUUCUGGAAUUUCUCUAAUCACAGGAACGUGGUGGGAAAGAACUGAGGCGGGGCUGUGACUACAAGGACUGUGAUGGCGGGUGGUGAAACCAUGUCCCCAUUGGGUGUGGUCUCCAGUGGAUGAAGGCUUGUUGAUGGAAAAUGGUAGCCACUCUUACUCAGUGAUGGGACCACAGGGCUCAGAAACCCUGCACAAGGGCAGGUGGGAGGAAGAAGAAGACUAGCUCUGGGAAAGUAAAAGGUGGAGUGAAUGGUUUUGUUUCUUGGGGAGGGGAUCAUUGUCUAAUAGUUAACAUGAACACAACACAUAAACGAGUUUAGCCAAGUCAGGCUGGAUUGUCUGCUCCUUGGACGUAACGAGGAUUUCUGAAAGCGCCAGCAAAUUAAGUCAGGCAGGCAACCGUGUUGGGAUCACAGAAUAUUGUUGUUUGGCUGGUAACUAUAGUCGGGACUCAGGCCAACGGGGAAACAAGAGCGUGGAGUUGGAAACUGAGACGGGAGUGUCACCAUACAGCUGGGCAGCACAGGGAGUUAGGAGAAGCUCCCCACUGAAUGCGCACCACACCGGGAUCUGGUCUCAGUGAUGCCUGAUGCCCAGCCUAAGUGGCUCUUUCCUCCUCCUUCACCAGCCAGUGUACAGAGGCUUCGGCCACCCCCCAGCCUGGUCCCCAGUGCUCGCAGUGGGAAAGUGCUUGCUGGGAGCAGUCUUGGGCAACAUAUAAAACAAGAACUGGUGUCUGUGGCCCUGGGUGAGAGGGGGGUUUGGGGAAAUGAGCAGAUAACCCUUGAGAAGGUUUGGAGAAAAGUGGAGACGUCACCGAAAGACCCCCCAGAUUUGGUUAAGUUGUAUUGGCAGUGGUGGAAUGUUCCAUAAAAGGGCAGGGGAUGUAAACCCUUAGCCUGUGUUAGAAAAGGGAUUUGACAUGACUUCCUGGUGGUGGCAAGUGUGAGAAAGCUGCUGCCUGGGACAGUGGACCUACUGACUCUCUUGCUUAGGAUCCUCAUGGUCAAGCCCCAGCCCUUACCCUUGGAAUUGGGAGAGCUUGGGCAAGACACUUGACCCUUCUGAGCUUGUUCCCUCGUAACCAAAAUGGCGAUAAAGGUUGGCAUGAGGAUUGACAGUAAUGGAUUCACGGUCUGUCAUAUCUUUAUACAUUUAGGUAUUUGGUGGGGUUUCUUAGACCCCAGAGUUCCAUACGACUGAGGUUUGUAAAGAGAUGGAACGGGAGCCCUGGACUUGUCAAACUCACGGCCAGUCACUUCUCUGACGAAAAUGUAGGACUCUGUAUGUGGGACAGAACUCUGUACCAGUAUAGACCUGGGAUCUACUGUUUCACUGGUAGGACAGACUGAACUACAGAUCCAACCUCAUGUUCUGUCCUUCCAUACAGGGCUUGGCAUUGCUUCCAUCGUGACAAGGCAUUGUUUUGUGGAUGAAGGGCGCACUUCUGCCAUUUUAAUGCAAACAUGUUUUUGGACCUAAGCCAUGUGGCUGCAUCCCCUUUCCCACCCCGUGUAGGAGUUGGAUCCUAAAUGCUCAUGGAGAACCUGAGCAUAGAUUCAGGGUUCCCGUCUCCCAAUGGCUAGUGUUCUGUUUGUGCUUCAUCUUUGCCCUUUCUGCCUUGCACUUCAGACAAAGCAUUUUCCUUUUGACCUGAGGGUUGCUGGAGUGUGCAUUCCAUUGCGCAAGGUCAAGGAAACAAGACACACAGCCAGCCUUGUGCCCGGGAGCCCUGCCUGCCUUCUCCACUGUAGCCGACUCCCUGAAGUAUUAAACAGCAGUAUUCUAAUACAAACGUCCGUUUUUUAUUUGCUGUGACUUGCUGUGACUGCGGUGAUUUUAGUUACAGUAAUUAGGUCACCCUUCGUGGAGUCAGGCUAUUUUAAGUGCCUCUUUAAGGAAUAUUGUGGCAGAUCAGUAAUUUUACAAUUGGAUAUUCUUGUGCAACUUUAUUAAAUGUAAUCUUUUAAAUGUUGCCCUUUUACAGUUAUACAUUUCUAAUUGUUGCUGUAAAUGCAUUAUCACUUUGAAAUUAAUUAAUUUUUCCAUUUUGCCCGCCUGCAGUAUAAUAAUCACUAACGAGAAACUCUUAGGGAUUAAUUCUCAGCACAGUGACCCCUACUGGUGGAGCCGUGUCUCUGACACUUCUUCCUCUUGUGGUACAGAGGUCAGGACAGGUAAUAUGGGGGUUUCGGAGGGAAAAGCGUUUUUCCCUCUUCCCUCCAAUUUAUAAUAAAAUUAAAGUAAUAGAUAAAAAUGGGAAUAGGAUUGUCUUAAGUAUUGUUUUAAAAAUGAUGCAGGGUUCCUUAGCUGCUUGUGCAACAUCUUCAAGGAAACUGAACUUUGCUGGAAGCUUUCUAGUUAUGAAGUGACAUCCAUCUUAUGUGUGUCAUUUGCUUAUUUUCCCAUCUCUCUAGCUUGCUUUUUAUUUAAAUACUCUAAAAUUACAUUUUGCAUAUUGAUGCACUAAUAUAUAUUGUAUGUUAGUGUACGUAAUGUAUUCAUACAUACGUAUUACCCUCUGGGGCUUAUUUCACAAAAUCAGACAUAUUGUAUUAUCUGGUGAUCUGGGAGAUUUUUAAAGGUGGGUCUGUCUAUUUGCUGUUGUUGCCAUGCACCCAAGUAAGAUGCAGCUUGGCAGGUAAGGCCAGGCAUUGUGCUUUAUGUAUCAGCAUAUAUGUCUUCAUUUAUUGCUUUCAGCAGGUUUGACGUUAGAAUCACUCCCCUUAUUUUGCAGUUAAAACGCAUAGGGAACUUAGCCAACUUGUUCAAGAAAAUGAAAUAUCAGCUGGCAGACCCUCUGCCAGCUACUUGUCCAAGUUCAUUUUCUCUGUCAAAUAUACCACCGCCGCUGCCACAUUGAUCCAGUCCUGUGGUUGUGUCUCCUUUUUAAAAUGUUUGAAAGCACCUUCAUGAAAUGAACCCUCUCCCCGUUUUCUCCCCCGCGUACACUUGCAGUGCUGGUAAACAACGUCUUAGCUCAAGUUCCUAGGUCCACGCCAGCCUUUUGCCGUCAGUAUGUAAAUUUGAAGCUGAGCCCCCUCACGUGCCUCUUAGCGUGUUUUGUGCAACCAGAUGUUUGCGAUGGCAGGUAACGGUAGAAAGAGUAUCAUGUGUUAGGGUAGCAAGAGCUUAGCAGAUGUUUUAGGGAACCGCGUUUUCAAAUCGUUUUACAUUAAAAAAGAAAAUAACAACGGCUCAAGUUUGUCGAACUUCUGAAACGAUUGGGUUACCUUUCCUGGGGCCGCGCAAAGCCAGUCAUUGUGGUGAGUUUUAACAGAUGCGCAGCUACCCUGCUAAUGGAUGGGCCUGCAAUGCUGGUUCUGUUGCACAGUUAUAAAUUAUAGCUAGAAAAAGCACACGGUGUCGUUCUUCUAACCUUCGGGAAAGCCAAGCCUGGUAAUUCUGCCCUUGAAUAACCCGCUGCAGGGUGAUUUAUAGUUGUACAAUUUAAAACAUAAUGAAGGAGAUAAUAGAUGUUGAUUUGUUCUUUAAAUAAGUAUUUUAGAAAAAUACUCCCCCUACC
This is a messenger RNA of Delphinapterus leucas (beluga whale), 6320 nucleotides long. It is a transcript of the gene WWOX, whose product is annotated as WW domain containing oxidoreductase. Gene Ontology annotation, molecular function: protein binding; transcription coactivator activity. Gene Ontology annotation, cellular component: cytoplasm; nucleus. Gene Ontology annotation, biological process: positive regulation of transcription by RNA polymerase II; hippo signaling. The record is from RefSeq and is a predicted model, not a curated record. Lineage: Eukaryota; Metazoa; Chordata; Mammalia; Artiodactyla; Monodontidae.